AAGAAAGGUGAAGCUAAACAAAAGGGUAGCAUGUAGAUAGCAUUUGCUAAAUUAUUGGUGAAAUAUAAGAAAGAACAAAAAUUUUGCAAGUAUUUUUAUGAAGUGAAUAAGUGACUUUGAUUCUUAUUAUAAAUGUGUAUCGUAAGUGUCAAUAAAUUGAAGCACAAUGCAUCCUGUAAUGGUGGCCAUUAGGAGUAAUAAUUAUGUAUAUUGGCAUACUUACUGUUUUACGAACCAUCAAUGAUACUUCUAAAGUUGAACUAUAGUGUGCGUUUAUAUAAAAUUUACACAAAACACUAUGUAAACGUUUCAGUGUUUAUAUUAUGUGAGUGAAAGAUUAUAACCCAGUGUAAAUAAUUUAUCAAUACCAUGGCCCAAAAUCAAGGGGACAUUCAAGUGACACCGACUCAACCUGUAAAAGAUAAAGAUAUUUACGCUUGUCUUCCUGAUAUACGUACAAACGGUCCUCUCGGUUCUGACGAACCGUGUUCUGGUGGUGAAGAAUUGCGAUGGUUGCCAGCUCAGGCUACGGACAGAGAUCUGGUUAUGUACUUGAGGGCCGCACGCUCUAUGGCAGCGUUUGCAGGUAUGUGUGACGGAGGAUCACCUGAUGAUGGCUGUGUAGCAGCGAGUCGUGAUGAUACUACUAUUAAUGCUUUAGACGUCCUACAUGAUUCAGGUUAUGAUCCUGGUAGGGCACUGCAAGCACUUGUUAAAUGUCCCGUCCCAAAAGGAAUUGAAAAAAAAUGGACAGAGGAGGAAACUAAACGAUUUGUUAAGGGUAUUCGUCAAUUUGGUAAGAACUUCUUUAAGAUUAAAAAGGAUUUACUUCCUCAUAAGGAUACAGCUGAGUUAGUUGAAUUUUAUUAUUUGUGGAAAAAGACUCCAGGUGCUAGCAGCAACAGACCUCAUAGAAGACGUCGUCAAGCAUCAUUGAGACGUGUUCGAAAUACACGAAAUUCCCGUGCGGGUACACCUAAAGAACAAACACCUGAAGCUACACCCACUGUGCCAGAUACAAAUGGUUCUCGACCAUCACCUAUUCCUAAAGAGGCAGGGGAAAUGAGUUCAGUUACAGAAGAUGAAAAUUCUGAAGAUGAUAGUGACUCUAGAGAAGCAGGUGACCUUGCCAAAGUUGACAAUGGUAGAGUUGAUAAUCCAGAAGAUUCACCAAGCAGAAUGAGAACUAGAAAUAAAUCAAAAGAACAAACUACUCCAAAUGGCAAAAAGGUUCAAGAUGAAAGUGAUAAUGACUCAAAAUCUAAAAAACCUACUAACAAACAAACUACACAGAGUACAAAUAAUAAUAUUCAAGAAAAGGUAUUGUCCUCACCUCUUAGCAAGGAAAAUAAGAAGAAAGUAGCAAAUGGUAAAGUUGAUGUGUCAAAAGUUAAAAAACGACUACCAGAUGAUACAAAACCUGAAGGAAUUAUGGAUGGUGAUGUACAAAUGAAGAAGAAGAAAGCCGCAGAACCACCAGAAAGUCCAUCAGAGAGCCUAACUAAUGAUAGUUUUCCAGCGAUGGAUGAAACAGAAAGUGCUGAACAAGAAGUAGAAGCAUGUGACUUUAGUUUUAAUAAAACUGACAAAGAAAAUACUGACCAAAAUAAAGAAACUGAACCAGACCUGGCUCAGAAGCCUAUGGAAACACAAAUUAAAUCUGAAAUUAAUUCUGAAUCUACUAUUAAAUUAGAAAAAGAUCUUUUACCUCCAAUUUAUAAAGCAGUGCCCGAAAAAGAUGAUAGAACUGCGCUAGAUUUAAAAACUGAUUCCAAUAAAAAUCUAGAAAAUAUGGAACAAAGAACUCAUUCUCUAUUUCCUAAAACAGAACUUAUUAUACCUAAGGUAACACCAAUGUCUACAGAAGUUAUGGAAAAAAUUAAAAUAAAAGAAGAAAUUGAUAUGGAAGAACAAACACUUAAUUUGCAAAAGGAAGAAUUUCAAAAAGAUCCACUAGCACACAAUUUUUCAGGACAUGCAUUAAGUCAAUCUAGCAAACCAUUAAACUUAGAAAAUACAAACUAUUUUCUCAAAGACAAUCAUAUGUAUAAUCCAAAACUUAACCACAAUAUUAAAAUUGAAGGGGUUUCAAGUAAUAUAUUCAAUCCAGCCUUAUCCAAAGAUAAUUCAAUAAUAAGAAAUACAAAAGAUUUUGCCAGUGGAAUGCCACCAUUUUCAUAUCCAUCCAGUAUCAAUUUUAACAGUGAUCCUAAUAAACACAAUCCUCUUAUGAACCCAUUAAAAACUGUUAUCAAGUUAGAACCCAGAGAUGAAACUAAUGAUAUGAAAAAUCAAAAUACUCCUGAAAUAUUUACUGCUACAAUAUCAACUGCGAACAAAGUAGAUUCACCUAGUACACCGCGCUUAGAGUCUAUGCAAAGGAUUAGUCCUUCACCAACAAAUACGCGCGCCUCUUCACCACCACAUAUGGAACAUCCAGUUACUACAAACACUGAACCUAUUUCACCUGCUAAUGCACAAGAAAUGAAAUCUCAAGAAUCGGAUGCUGAAGAUAAACAACCUACUGAUUUAAAAACACAGCCAAUGUCGAAACAUGAUGGUCAAAAUACUAAUUUAAGACAACCAUUAUUUCAACCACCAAGACCAGAAAAUCUUGGUGUUAGAUCAACUGAGGCUCCUAAUACACCAGUAUCUGGUCAAAAUAUGCCACCUCCUCUUAGCCAACCAUCCAUGACAGGACUUUUACCUCCAGGCCCUCUUAUAUCUGUUGGGAGUGGAUCUAAUGUUGGGCCGUAUGGGUUUAUGCCAGCAUCUUUAUAUGGUCAUCCAGGACAUCCAGGCUUAGAAAAGCCAACUGCUUUACCACCUUUAAUGCAACAAGUUCCUUCAUCCCAUAGUCAUUCUGCUUCAAAUUUGAUUUCUCAACAAACAAACCAAAAUGAUUCUAUGCCACAAGAUCUUAAAAUUAAACAGGAAGUUCAAGAUAAUAUGCCUGCUAAUUUAUCCACACAAAAUGUGUCGGAUCCCUUGCAGUCACUUAAAGAAGUAAAAGUGCCUGGUUAUCCUAUUGGAAGUGCGAUUGCACAGCAUUUAAGUUCUGAGAGGGACAGAGAAUCAAGCGUCGAAAAUAAUAGUCGACCUCCAAGCCAACCACCUAACAAUGAUAGUUCAAAUAUGCCAAGUGCUUUUCUUGGACCGAGGAUAGAAAGUAUUAAGAAAGAACCAGAUUUCUUACAUCAACCACAUAUAACACCUGUAUCAACGAGUCAAGGUAGCGGAUCAGACACAGGAAGUACUGCCCCGCCCGUGAAGAGUCCUCAUACACCUACACCUAUCAAAAGUCAGCCAGGUCAUAAUGGAACGCCGGGCCAUCCACGUCCUUCGGCUACGACAUCACCCUUUUCAAGACAUAUGACGAGCCCCUCUCAGCCAAGACAGAUUUCAGCUUCACCUGUUCAACCACAUACUCCUGUCUCACAUUCGGCUCUGAAUUUAAUGAACCCAACACCACUUACAAUACCAGCAACGAUGUCUGGUCCUAUAAUUCAUUCUCAGCAGCAUGGACCGCCUCAUCCGUUUGCUUCACCGCUUCAUCAUCCACAUCACCAUUUACUUCAUCCAUCUUCCAUUUUCCAACUGUCUGCUGCGGCAGCGGCACACGCUAUGCAUCCCUACUAUUCACACCCGCAUCCCGGUUACUCUAUGCCUUACCCUUAUCCUUAUGGUCCCAUACCACAGCAUCACCCAAUACCGCAAAUGCAUCCAGCUUCAAGUACACCAGGAAGACAUGAACCAGUAAAACCAGCAACUAUAGAAUCAACUACUAUGCUAAGUGCUCAUCAUAGCACUAGUUCAUCAGUAACGACAAGAUCACUUAGAGAAAUUUCUGAAAGUUCUGAUGAUCCAAGAAAUCCAAAUGCAACAGAAAGACACCAGUUGCACGAAACGACUAUGACUCAUCAUCAUUCAACGAGUCAUCAUAGUGCAGUCCACACUAGUACAGAAAAACAACCCAGCCACGUAGGAGGAGGCACCAACCAUACCCUUUCUAUAUCGCAUUCUACAUCGAGUAGUUCAUCACAAUCGAUUCAGCAUAAAAUAAAUACACAGCAAAAGUCCAGUUCACAUUCAAGUUCUCCUCUUCAUUUAUCGGCCAGUGUGUCGCAAACAACUAGUAGUUCUUCAAGUGUCAAUGUUAAUAACCAUACGCAUCAUCAUUCGCAUCAUCUUGCUCACCAUCCAGAACGGCUAUCUCCUGCGGAUUCAAUGCUUCUGAGACAUCACCCUAAAAUGUUACCAGGAAACCCAAAUCAUCUUAUGAUUCAACCUCCUUCUAUGGGUCAUCCAGGAUUAAGUCUAGGCUUACAACCUGGCCCUGGGCCAAGUUCCAUUGAAAGUUUACGACUUCACGCUCAAGCUGCAGCUGGGUUACAAUCUUCGCAUAACAGAUCGGGUUCGCCUCAUCAAUUACCGCAUGGUCAUCCACACUUACGUGGUCCACAGCGACAAAUACAAGACGAUAAUCCCGAACUAAAACUCGAAACACAGUCGCAACCUGAAGAAGAGGAAAUACCCAGUCCUGCACAUAUACCUCAUGGCCCUAGUCCUGAACCUAAAAUAGAAGAUACCGAAUGUCAUAGAUCACAAUCUGCAAUAUUUUUAAGACAUUGGAAUCGCGGAGAUUACAAUUCAUGCACACGUACUGAUCUUAUAUUUAAACCAGUUCCGGAGUCUAAACUUGCUCGCAAAAGAGAAGAACGAUUGAGAAAGCAAGCGGAAAGGGAUAGAGAGGAAAGAGAGAAAAUAGCUCAGCAAGCUCACAGAAAAAUAGCUACUCCUGAAAAGCCCGAGACAAAACCGCCUUCGAGAGGUGCUAUUGAAACGAUAACAUCUCCGUAUGACAGAUUUCCUCGUCCUCCUGGAUAUCCCGACACGCCAGCUUUACGCCAAUUAUCAGAGUAUGCCCGGCCACAUGCAGGUUUUAGUCCAGGCAAUAUUCCUCGACAUUGCAUGGAUCCAAUGUUACAGUAUCAAUUAAGUUCUAUGUAUGGCGCCGCUGGCGCAAGAGAGCGACUAGAACUAGAACACCUUGAAAGAGAAAAAAGAGACAGGGAAAUAAGAGAGUUAAGAGAACGCGAAUUAAACGAUCGAUUAAAAGAAGAACUACUUAAAAAUAAUGUCGGGCCGCGUGCUCUAGAUCCUCACUGGCUUGAAAUGCAUAGAAGGUAUGGAAUGCCACCACCGCCACCACAGGGAGCAAUUCCUGUACAGUUUGGAUUAUAUCCACCAGGACACGGCCCCGCAGCACUUUCACAAUUAGAAAGAGAACGACUUGAACGGCUUGGAAUUCCACCUGCGGGAGCAGGAGGCCCACCUCAAUCAGUUCCAGUAUCGGGUGCAUCACAUCAUCCACAUCACCCACACCCAGGCGUAGCAGCUGCACAGUUAGAGGCAGCUGAAAGACUAGCGUUAGCCGCAGAUCCGAUGGUACGGUUGCAGAUGGCAGGAAUUAAUCCGGAAUAUCAUGCACACACUCAUGCUCACACUCAUGCGCAUUCACAUACACAUUUACACCUACAUCCUGGACAGCAAGCCGCUCAGGCCCAACAGGACGCACUAGGAUUAAGCCUAGGUGCAGGCACGCCUUAUAGGCCACUGCCACAUCCAGAUCUGCUAGGCAGGCCAUACGCUGAGCAGCUGGCCCAGCAAGCUGCUGCUCAUGAGCAAUUACAACGACAAUUGUUGCUAGAACGUGAGCGGGGUUUCUUGCAUCCGGCUCACCAUGAAGAUUUUCUCCGGCAGCAGCGCGAGCGUGAGCUUAAAGUGAGGGCGCUCGAAGAGGCGGCACGCGCCUCGAGACCGUAGUGUCCCGCACGCCUCCCGCCCGACGACGCUGUUGUGGUAAUCGAGUGAAGUGAGGCUCCUCCGGUCGUGAGGCCUUUGUAACAAUACUUCAAAGUGUUCAUGCGCUAGUGUUACGCAAGUUAGAACCGAAUGGUUUUUAUUUUAACGUGUGACGAUACCUGUAAUUUAUAUUUACAACUUAAGUAUUUAAGUUUUUAUAAUAUUUUUAUAGUCGCAUGGUCGUAUAGUACGCUUGUUUCCAUGCUCAAAUUUAUUUCAUAACGACUAGUCAUAAUUAAAUUUUAUUUGUAGAGAACGAGAUGAGUCACACAUUUUUACAUAGAGUGCUGUUAGUCUAAAUUAUUGUUUUAUAUUUUAAUAAUUAUACAGUUUAAGGUGCUGGUUAUCAUUCAUUAAUAUACGAAUGGACCACUGGGCUACAUUAAUUAAUGUAGAGAGUAAACUUUAUUUUUAUGUUUAUGACAUAAUAAUAGUUAAUCAUUAUAUUGUUAAUGAACUUGAGACAAAAGUAGGGUCUGUGACUUGCCUUCUAAUCGACUUGCCUUUUCGUGUACUUGAAAAUAGAGUAUGUGUCUUUCUAUCUAUAUUGUCAAAAAGUAUACUUAUUUGUAAUAGAACCCGUUUGAGUACUUUAUUUUUUUUUAAUUUUCUAAUACGCAAUAACUAUAACGCUAACAACAACAUAUCAAUUUAAAGUCUUAAACGAGUUGUAUUUCCUAACGUUCUUCUUUAUAUUGACAGAUUGCAAUUACUUUUAUUUAAAGCAGUCUAAUUUUGAUAGAUUGGAAAGGUGUAAAUGUCGACCUUGCAAAUUGUGAGCUCAUUCGACCAUUAAUGAUAGUAAUAUAUUUUUUUAAUUCGUAUAGAGCUCCAUUAUUGAAAUUAACUGUGUUAUGACUGCUAAUUAUGUAUGUUAUGUAUUCAAUGAAUAUUAAUAACCUAUUAAGAUAUUUAAUUGAUUCUUACAUUUUUGUGUAAAUGUAAUAUAAAAGAAUCAAUUCAAGUUACAGUCAUUUAUAUCAUAACUGAGGGAAUGUUUUAGGUAAAACAAUCUGUUUUUCAAGUACAAAUCAUUGAAAAGCUACUUGAAAUAUUGUACAAUAAAAUAACGAUGUCUUAAUAUUGUUAACAGUCAUAACACAAAGCUGUUUAGUUUACGACGCAUUAGUUUUACUGCAAAUUUAUUGCCGACAAUAAAAUAUUAUUAAGUACAAAGUAUUUUAAAUAUACCAGCGCAAUAUUUCACAAUUUUCUUGUGAACUAUAAAUGUCGGCAAUAUUUGUGCAGUUUAUUUAAUAAUUUACAAUUUGACUUAAUGAUAAAAAAUUAACUACUUAUACCUACUUAAAUACUCUUGCAAUGUGUAAAAAACUUAACCGUGAAAGGAUAACAUAAAAAAUGGUUUUAAACCAAUAAUUAUUUGUUUAUCUAAAUUAAAAAAUGUCGCAAAAAAAAUAGAAGUGUGAUUUAAUACUUGUAAAUUAUAUUAGUAUUUUUCAACCACUGUACACAUUAAUAUUCUUUAUUGCACUAUGUAAAAUAAAACCCUUUGUAAUAAAUAGAUUCUCUAGCGAUGAAAUAAAAUUAAAUUUAUAGAUUAUUCUAGAUUAAAUAAAUUUCAAAAUGUCGCUUGGUAGGUAUUAUGUUUAUAAUGCCAUAGUUACUUUCCGAUUUUAAAAAGAGAAUGAGUAUUAUUUUUAGAAAAAAAUAUAUCUUUUAAUUAAGUGGUUGAGUGUCGGAUUAAAUUUUCAUUUAUUUAGACAAUAAGGUUAAAUGGAUGUCUUAGUGCUUUUGUGUAAAUUUUUUUGAAUAAUAUAUGUGAAAAAAAUC
Nymphalis io (European peacock) is the source of this 7656-nucleotide messenger RNA. RefSeq names its product arginine-glutamic acid dipeptide repeats protein (gene Gug). The record is from RefSeq and is a predicted model, not a curated record. The transcript has a single exon. NCBI's taxonomy places the organism in Eukaryota, Metazoa, Arthropoda, Insecta, Lepidoptera, Nymphalidae. Gene Ontology annotation, molecular function: transcription corepressor activity. Gene Ontology annotation, cellular component: nucleus. The coding region runs from base 370 to 5826 and encodes 1818 amino acids.